GGUCCGUAACGUGACGGAACGUACAAGUGUGCGGCAACCUUUAUUCUUCGUCAUUUCGGUAUUAUACUGAUUGCUGACAUUACAAACCGGUUACAGUUUACAAGACAUAGAAAUUUAGGGGAUGUGUUCUUUCAUUCUUUAAUCGGCACCCCGCAUCCUGUGAUCUGUGCAGUAGAAGUAUGUGAUUUGUGGUUUCUUGCACAUAACCUUUGAUGCAGAAAUUGUGUGUGUGAAACAAAAGAGGGUUAUAAUGGCGGUAUUUGUAAACAGUGAUAAUGUAAGAUAUACAGAUGCUUUUAUUGAAGCCGAUUACAGUUAUCACACCACGAAAGUGGACAAAAAGGAAGAUCAAUUUGUGAUUACACCUCAAACGGAUACUUUAAACAUUCGCACUAGUCGCAAAGUUCCAAAGGUUGGAGUAAUGCUUGUCGGAUGGGGUGGAAAUAAUGGGAGUACAUUUACGGCUGCUUUACUCGCAAAUAAGCGUCAAUUAUCGUGGCCUACCAAACAAGGAAGGCAGCAGGCAAAUUGGUAUGGUUCAAUUACACAAGCGUCUACAAUCCGAUUGGGUACCGAUGCAGACGGCAAAGAUGUAUACAUACCCUUCCAUUCCAUACUUCCCAUGGUACACCCCAACGAUUUGGAAAUUGACGGUUGGGAUAUAUCCGGCGCGAAUUUGGCGGAAGCGUGCGAGCGUGCCCAAGUGCUAGAUCCUUAUUUGCAGGAAAAAUUGAAACCAUUCCUUGAAAAGUUAAAGCCAAGGCCGUCUAUCUACGAUCCCGAUUUUAUUGCCGCAAAUCAGGCGGACCGUGCUAAUAAUUUUCUACGGGGAUCUAAGAGAGCUCAAGUGCAACAAAUUUGUAACGACAUUGAAGACUUUAGAAAGCGAGCCUGUCUUGAUCAUGUUAUUGUUGUAUGGACGGCUAAUACGGAACGUUUCAGUACAAUUAUAGCAAAUGUAAAUGAUUCUGCUGACAACAUUGAAAAGGCUGUUGACAACAAUUAUUCAGAAAUUUCGCCUUCUACCCUUUUCGCCUAUGCAUCCAUUCUGAUGAAGUGUACCUACCUAAAUGGCUCUCCUCAAAAUACCUUUGUGCCCGGAAUAAUCGAUUUGGCACAAAAAAGAAAUGUGUUUAUAGGCGGUGACGACUUUAAAUCUGGCCAAACAAAGAUUAAAAGUGUGCUGGUAGACUUCUUGGUUAGUGCUGGGAUUAAACCUGUUAGUAUUGUAAGUUACAAUCAUCUUGGGAACAAUGACGGAAAGAAUCUCUCGGCCCCUUCGCAAUUCAGGUCCAAAGAGAUAUCCAAAAGUAACGUGGUGGAUGACAUGGUUAAUUCCAAUAAAAUUUUAUAUUCCGAAAAUGAAAAACCAGAUCAUUGUGUUGUCAUUAAAUAUGUCCCUUAUGUUGGUGAUUCUAAGCGAGCUAUGGAUGAAUAUGUGUCUCAGAUAAUGAUGGGUGGUCAUAAUACCCUUGUUUUACACAACACCUGUGAAGAUUCUCUUUUAGCCGCACCUAUUAUUCUAGACCUUGUGAUUCUAGCUGAACUGUGUUUCAGAAUUGAGUUCAAGAAAGUUGAAGAAACGAAAUAUUCUUCGUUUCACCCUAUUUUAUCUGUUCUCGGUUAUUUGUGUAAGGCACCACUUGUACCGAAAGGAACACCAAUUGUUAAUUCGUUAUUUAGACAAAGACAUAGUAUUGAAAAUAUUUUACGUGCAUGUUUAGGGCUACCACCUGAAUCUAAUAUGCUGCUAGAGCAUAAAAUUUUAACCCUAAUGGGUCACAGAACAUCUACAGUAUAAUCCCUAAAUCACAAUUUUGCCUAAUUAAUGGUUUUUGUACCCAUCCUACCUUAAAGGCUAAAUAAAUGUGAAUUAACAUAAAA
Messenger RNA from Photinus pyralis (common eastern firefly), 1884 nucleotides. Its product is annotated as inositol-3-phosphate synthase 1-A. The record is from RefSeq and is a predicted model, not a curated record. Lineage: Eukaryota; Metazoa; Arthropoda; Insecta; Coleoptera; Lampyridae. Gene Ontology annotation, molecular function: inositol-3-phosphate synthase activity. Gene Ontology annotation, biological process: phospholipid biosynthetic process; inositol biosynthetic process. The transcript is spliced from 7 exons. Gene Ontology annotation, cellular component: cytoplasm. The coding region runs from base 251 to 1801 and encodes 516 amino acids.